GCACUGUUCACGCGCACUGUUCAUGAGGUACUGCUCACGCCUGAAAGAAAAAUAAAAUAAAAACUGUUCCAGGACAGAACUGCUCGGUUUUCUCUCCUCUUUCCAGAUCUAUGUUUUCUCUUCGGUCAGACAUCAUUUGGAUUUGCGUUUGUGUGAUUUUCACCUCAACAUUAUGGCGGGUUCAAAUGGUGCAUCCUCAGAAUUUAUUUCUAUUCGUCGAGAUGAGUUGGAGCGGAUUUAGACUAUGCUUGAUUCUCUGAGUAAGCCAUCUAGUACUAGUACUUUGGCUAUGACUGGUAUGAGGUCCACUACUCAUUCUUUUCAUACUUCUUGUACUGAUUUAAAACAUUUUUGGAUUAUUGAUUCUGGUGCUACUGAUCAUGUGGCUUGUUGUGCUGACUCCUUUCUCUUGUAUAACCCUACUAUUGGCACCUAUACAGUAGCCGUAGGCCCGUUGCUGAUGGCUCGCUCACAUCAGUUGCGGGUUCUGGAUCUCGCCACGGAGAAGACAAUUUGGGGUGCUAAGGAGCAAGACUGGUGUACUAUCUGGUGCCAGAAUCUUCUGCAGAGUAUGCUAAGUAUCACACUUUAUUGACUCAUUCUCAGUCUACUGCUGACUCUUUGAUUUGGCUUCAUCAUA
Molecule: messenger RNA, 640 nt
Organism: Gastrolobium bilobum
Lineage: Eukaryota; Viridiplantae; Streptophyta; Magnoliopsida; Fabales; Fabaceae
Exons: 2
Coding region: 245-595 (116 amino acids)
Source: RefSeq, a predicted model, not a curated record